Messenger RNA from Cyclopterus lumpus (lumpfish), 1711 nucleotides. RefSeq names its product pyruvate kinase L/R (gene pklr). Gene Ontology annotation, molecular function: pyruvate kinase activity; magnesium ion binding; potassium ion binding. The record is from RefSeq and is a predicted model, not a curated record. The transcript is spliced from 12 exons. Bases 83 to 1711 code for a protein of 542 amino acids. Gene Ontology annotation, biological process: glycolytic process. Gene Ontology annotation, cellular component: cytoplasm. Lineage: Eukaryota; Metazoa; Chordata; Actinopteri; Perciformes; Cyclopteridae.
AGAUAUAGAAAAAUUAGAGAACAAAAAACUAAAAUAAACCAAUAGAGGAGGAACUGUGCAGUGGAUUUUUGAUCUUACGAAAAUGGAUGUUAUGAAAUUGGCUCGCAUCAGGCGCUACUCCGAGGCAAUGACACAGCCGGACUCUUUCAUCCAACGCCAGCAGCUGGAUGCCAGCAUGGCUGACACUUUCCUGGAGCAUCUCUGUCUGCUGAACAUUGACCAAGAGCCAAUCACAGCGCGCAACACCAGCAUAAUCUGCACCAUCGGUCCGGCAUCGCGCUCAAUCCCCAAACUCCAAGAGAUGCUCAAGGCAGGAAUGAAUAUUGCUCGUCUAAAUUUCUCUCAUGGCUCACAUGAAUACCACGGUGAAACCAUCAAAAACAUCCGAGAGGCUGUGGAGACGAUAACCCCUGACCCCUUGUAUUAUCGGCCGGUUGCCAUCGCCUUGGAUACAAAGGGCCCAGAGAUACGCACGGGAUUAGUGAACGGGAAAGUGGAGGAGGAAGUGGAGCUGAAAAAGGGCAGCCAUGUCCGUGUGGUGACCGCAGAAAGUGACAAAGACAAGACAGAUGGGAAGAUUAUCUGGGUGGACUACCCGAGCCUGCCCAAAGUCCUGAAGAAGGGAGGCAAGAUCUACAUCGAUGACGGCCUCAUUGGACUCCAAGUACUAGAAACUGGUUCUGACUGGGUGGAUACGGUGGUGGAGGCCAGUGGGCUGCUGUGCAGUUGUAAAGGUGUUAACCUCCCUGGCUGCGACCUUAUCGGAGUGCAGGCGGUCAGCCAGCGGGACGAGGCCGACCUGAGGUUUGGGGUGUCGCAGGGCGUCGACAUCGUAUUCGCCAGCUUCAUCCGCUCUGCCCAGGAUGUGAAAGAUGUGCGGCGAACUCUGGGGGCACACGGACGAGACAUCAAAGUGAUCAGCAAGGUGGAGAGCCGGCAAGGGGUUCAGAACUUUGACGAGAUCCUAGCUGAAAGCGAUGGCGUGAUGGUUGCCAGGGGCGACCUGGGGAUCGAGAUCCCGGCGGAGAAAGUCUUCAUCGCCCAGAAGAUGAUGAUUGGACGCUGCAACUCUGCUGGCAAGCCGGUCAUCUGUGCCACACAGAUGCUUGAGAGCAUGGUGGCCCACCCAAGGCCAACCAGAGCGGAGGGCAGUGACGUCGCCAAUGCCGUGCUGGAUGGAGCCGACUGUGUAAUGUUAUCUGGGGAGACCGCCAAGGGACUGUUUCCUGUGGAGGCAGUCGCAAUGAUGCACUCGAUCUGCAGGGAGGCGGAGGCGGCCAUUUUCCACCAGCAGCUGUUUGAGGAGUUGCGUCGCCUCACUCCUCUCUCCUCUGACCCCACCGAGGUCACAGCCAUCGGAGCUGUAGAGUCUUCCUUCAAAUGCUGUGCUGGGGCCAUCAUAGUCCUCACCACCAGCGGCAGGGCGGCACAUCUGCUGUCCAGGUAUCGCCCUCGCUGUCCUAUUAUUGCCAUCACCAGGAGCCCUCAGGUGGCCCGACAGUCUCAGCUCUUAAGAGGAGUGUUUCCUGUCCUCUUCCACCCUCUGCCUGCUCCCGUCUGGGCCGAUGAUGUAGACAAUAGGGUCAAUUUCGGCAUGGACAUUGGGACAGCAAGAGGCUUCUUUAAGUCGGGCGACAUGGUGAUUGUGGUGACGGGCUGGAUCCCAGGGUCCGGUCACACUAACAUUAUGAGGGCAGUCACUGUCCCGUAA